Molecule: messenger RNA, 1496 nt
Organism: Racocetra persica
Lineage: Eukaryota; Fungi; Glomeromycota; Glomeromycetes; Diversisporales; Gigasporaceae
Source: the annotation of a GenBank genome assembly
CUUGCGCAUGUUUAUCAAUUGACAGCACACUUUCUUGUUAAGAUAGAAAUAAUAAAAGAUUCUGAUAUUUCGUCGUUAAUCAUGACGUUUGUUAAAGAGACCAUAACUUUUCUUCGCGAUCCUGAAGUUAACAAUGACUGGGAUUGGCAGAAACUUCGCCAGUAUUUUUGUGGCGUGGUUGAAAAAUUUUAUGAUGGACUUUGCAUUUUAAAAUCCGAAAACAAUGAAACGUCCAAUGAAAUGUCACUAGAGAUGCGAACUUUAAUUUUUAAAAUGAUUGAAGAAUGGUGUGGUCAUGGCAAGAAGGGUGUUCAAUACCGAGCGAAAGAAACAAGUAUGUUGACAUCGAUAAUGGAUCAAUACAGAGAUUCUGAAGAAAGGAGACCUUUAACCACACAAUUAGAAAGUGACAGAAAAGCGUUAGAAUUUGCUGCGCUAAGCGCUAUGGCUUCGUUAUGUCGUGGAAAUCUUGCUAAACAAGAUUCUGGAACAAAAAAGCAGUUGUUGGAUGCUGAAAGUGUGUUUCCUUGGAUACAGUCGGUGUUUGAGGAUCUGCAAGAUAGGCUACAUCCAAUUGCACGGAAAGCACUUAAGGGUUUGUUAAUUUCUAAUUCAAACACUCCGAAUUUUCUUGAAGUUCCAAUCCGACUAUGCUAUUCGGGAAAUCCAGCUAGUAAGAGCACCCAAGGGUAUUUUCUAGCAUUAGCUGAAGUUUUCUUUGAAAAUAAAGGCUACCCUUUUCAAGAUAAUCAACCCUCUAAUGUGCUGGCUUUAGCAUUGUUUAAAACUGGGGAUGCUGAUUUAGAAGUCCGUCAAAAUGCUCUAAAACUAUUAAAUAUUAUAGAAACAAGAUUUUAUAAGGAGAGUUGCACUGAUGAAUUUAAAGUCGGGAUUACCAGUCAACUAUCUUCUAUAUAUAAGCAAGCGCAACUUGCGUUAUCAACUCGUCUUGCGCAAAACGCUCGAAAAAGAGAUGAAGAAAAACGUAUUGCAAAUAUAAAUAACGAUGAUACUGAUAUUCGUGAAGAAACACAUUAUAUGUUAUCAGAGUCAUCAAUGAGAUUUGAGAGUAUUCCAGAAAAAGGCAAGAAAGAAAUGCUUCGUUAUUUAGCACCAUGGGUUCGGAACAUCGAAUUACGUUUUACUGAUAGAGGGGAAUUGCACCCGACAACUUUUAUAAUGAUAUCCAAUCUUUUUUUCAUAACUGUUAAGUAUGGUGAUAUAUUUGUCAGAGAAAUCGAGAAACUUUGGCAGCAGUUAGUUAUGGGAGAACAUGCUCGUAACAUUCGCGCAAUAGUCAAAUUCUUGAUUGAUGUUGGUUUAGAAAAACGGAAUCCAAUAUUUGUUUUUCAUGCAAAACGAGUUUUUGUUUACCUUGGACGUACACCUACUUGUGCGGCAGUUAUCGAAGCACUGAUUAAAGAAAUUACACCGAAAUCAAUGACUCCUCAACCAAAAGAAACUCUAGAACAUGAGAAUUAUAAUUUUAGUGGAAU